Mollisia scopiformis is the source of this 450-nucleotide messenger RNA. RefSeq lists its product as uncharacterized. The coding region runs from base 31 to 306 and encodes 91 amino acids. The transcript is spliced from 2 exons. The record is from RefSeq and is a predicted model, not a curated record. NCBI's taxonomy places the organism in Eukaryota, Fungi, Ascomycota, Leotiomycetes, Helotiales, Mollisiaceae.
CAUCGCUCUGCCACCGACGGACUUUCAAGAAUGGCCGAACAACAGUUCAGCAGCCUUCCUGGCACGACACAUAACUUUGCGUCCUGCAUAAACAAGAUAAUCAGAAACAUUGACACUGUCUCCAAUGUACCGAAACCACUUGCCAUAUUCCUCCUGCUUGGACUUCUGUUCCUCUUAAUAUGCCACAUUGUCAUAACUUUAUACCUCGUCAUAUUUCUCACCUUUAGAACUCGGCAUGAACUGAAGAAACAAAUCAGAGGCAUUCAAACAUCAUUGGGCCUUCGUGAUGCGGGCAAGGAGGUCUGAGGGCUGGGAGUGAAAGAUGGCCAACAAUGGGAGGAACAAGAUCUUGUAUUCAUGGCUCGAAACAUUCUAAGGCUUGCCUCAAUGCUCACUUGAGAUGCAUUUAGAAGAAUUUAUAGUGUAGAAAGGUAAAUGAAUAAGAGAAAG